ACAGAGGGAGUAAGCCCCCCGUUCACAGCUCGAGUGCCCAGCUCUGCCUCAGCCUAUGAUCAAAGAGGAUUGGCCCCGGGUCAGGAUUACCAGGUCACUGUCCGUGCCCUUCGAGGGACCAGCUGGGGUCCUCCCGCUUCUAAGACCAUCACCACCAUGAUCGAUGGUCCGCAGGACCUCCGCGUGGUAGCUGUGACACCCACCACCCUGGAGCUCAGCUGGCUCCGCCCACAGGCUGAGGUUGACCGAUUUGUGGUGUCCUACGUCAGUGCUGGCAACCAGAGGGUGCGGUUGGAAGUUCCCCCAGAGGCAGACGGGACGCUGCUGACUGACCUGAUGCCAGGCGUGGAAUAUGUGGUGACUGUCACAGCAGAGAGAGGCCGGGCAGUCAGUUACCCGGCUUCCAUCAGGGCCAAUACAGCACCAGGCCACUACAAUUAUCCGGAGGUGCGCCCCCCAGCCCCACCCCCCCAGCCCCGUCCCCGGCCUGCCCCGGAUGCUCCGCCUCCGCGGCCCCCUCGGCCCUCGAGGCCAGCAGAGGAGGGCGAGGAGGAGUCGCACCCCCGGCCCGGCCCACCUCUGCCCCCUCGGCGGCCGUGGGGCAACCUGACUGCCGAACUGGGCCGCUUCCACGGCACGGUGCAGGACCUGGAGCGCCACCUGCGAGCUCGCAGCUACCCACUGCGGGCCAACCAGACCUACACGUCCGUGGCGCGCCAAAUCCACGAAUUCCUGAAGCGGCAUCGGACCGCAGGCUCCCCGGCAACUCCGCCCCGUCGCCCCUACCCCACCGCCAGCCCCUCCCCGGGCAACAAGAAGCGGGACUCCAGCCAGGGCAACUAUGGCCCUUCGCCCGAAGGCGUCAACGUGGUGGCUGUGCCCCGUCAUCCCAAGCCUGAGGUCCUGGGCAGUUCUUCCGAUGGCGCGCUACUCGUGUCUCUCGAUGGGCUCCGCGGCCAGUUCGAGCGCGUGGUGCUGCGCUGGCGUCCCCAGCCACCCGCCGAGGGGCCCGGCGGGGAGCUGACUGUGCCCGGCACCACGCGCACCGUCAGCCUACCUGACCUCAGGCCCGGCACCACCUACCACGUGGAGGUCCACGGGGUGCGGGCGGGGCAGGCCUCCAAGUCCUACGCCUUCAUCACCACCACAGGGUCCUCACCCUCUGGCCUGGAGGCCACUGAUGAGCCUCCUCCCUCAGGCCCCUCAACGACCCAAGGGGCAGAGGCCCCUAUUGUGCUUCAGCGCCCUCAGGAACUGGGAGAGUUGAGGGUGCUGGGCAGAGACGAGGCAGGGCGUCUCCGUGUGGCCUGGACUGCACAGCCCGACACCUUUGCCCACUUCCAGCUGCACCUGCAGGUGCCUGAGUGGCCAGGGGCACAUGAAGAACUGCUGCCAGGAGAUGUCCGCCAGGCUCUGGUGCCCCCACCUCCUCCUGGAGCUUCCUACACUCUGUUACUUCAUGGGGUUCCCCCUGGGGGCAAUCCCUCUGUUCCUAUCACCUACCAAGGCAUUAUGGACAAGGAUGAGGAGAAGCCUAGGAAGUUCCCAGGCCCUCCACGCCUAGGUGAGCUGACAGUGAUGGGCAUGACCUCUGACUCUCUGCUCCUGCACUGGACGGUUCCUGAGGGGGAGUUUGACUCCUUCCUGAUCCAGUACAAGGAUAAGGAUGGGCCCCAAGUGAUACCUGUGGAGGGGCCCCAGCGCUCGACUCCCAUCACAUCCUUGGAAACAGGCCGCAAGUACAAGUUUGUCCUGUAUGGACUCACUGGCAAGAAGAGGCAUGGCCCCUUGGUGGCUGAAGCCAAGAUCCUGCCGCAGAGUGACCCCAGCCCAGGAACCCCACCCCGCCUGGGAAAGCUGUGGGUGACAGACCCUACCCCAGACUCUCUGCACCUCUCUUGGACUGUCCCUGAGGGCCAGUUCGACUCCUUCAUGGUCCAAUUCAGGGACAGGAAUGGACGGCCACAGGUAGUACCUGUGGAAGGGCCUGAGCGCUCAGUCAUUGUCUCCCCGCUGGACCCUAACCACAAGUACAGAUUCACUCUGUUUGGGAUUGCCAACAAGAAGCGAUAUGGCCCCCUCACAGCCGAUGGCACUACUGGUGAGUGACUGACACCUAAUCCCCCACGUGACCUGUUCCUGCCCUCUGU
Molecule: messenger RNA, 2150 nt
Organism: Castor canadensis (American beaver)
Lineage: Eukaryota; Metazoa; Chordata; Mammalia; Rodentia; Castoridae
Source: RefSeq, a predicted model, not a curated record